This is a messenger RNA of Lachnellula hyalina, 3156 nucleotides long. Its product is annotated as Protein kinase. NCBI's taxonomy places the organism in Eukaryota, Fungi, Ascomycota, Leotiomycetes, Helotiales, Lachnaceae. The transcript has 5 exons. Gene Ontology annotation, molecular function: ATP binding; protein serine/threonine kinase activity. The record is from RefSeq and is a predicted model, not a curated record. Gene Ontology annotation, biological process: peptidyl-threonine phosphorylation; peptidyl-serine phosphorylation. Bases 1 to 3156 code for a protein of 1051 amino acids.
AUGACAAGUCCACGAGGUCAACGCAACUACGAGAAAGUUAUCCAAGGUUUCCAGUCCUGGAUGAACCGACAACACACUUUGGAAGUCUUUGAUCCCGAAAAAUCCCCCGCUAGCACUCGCCCAUUCAUGGUAAUGAACGAUCUUCAGAACUAUCUGACCGACAACAAUAACCAGAAGCUAAACGGAAUUAUCGACGUGUUGUUUGACGAUAGCGAUGGGUUCAUCCCAACAGAUAUCAUCCCAGAUUACGUGGCAGUCUUCUCAAUUCUCCUGAAGAUCAACAAAGGACCUUAUAUCAAGUACUUUACGCGCCACGGCUCUCUCAACGAUGCAAAGCUACCAUUUGACCCGAAAACCCCACCACAGCACUGGCCCGUAGGCGACAAUCACUCAGACUUUUUGGAAAAUUUCUGUAAACAUCAAUGGGCCUUCUGCGCCCCGCCAUUACCUCCAGCUACUUCAGACCAGUAUUUUGACUCCAAGACAGUCUUGCCGAUCACCUUCAAAAAGACUCUUCAAUCUGGCAUCAGCGCAAACCUCUCGCUCAUUCACGUCCACCCAUGUUACAAUAAACUGCUCCCAGAAAAAGAAAGAAGACAAGGUUUAGAAACUGCUGCGAGUCGAUUCGUUCUUAAACAAUAUUCCACGAAAGAUGCCGAGAGAUACUAUCAGACGGAAGUUGCUGCUUUCGGGAAGAUGAGAUCUAACCCCAACAUUAUAGGCUUCUAUGGCAACUUCACCAGAGGAGACUCGUAUAACAUACUCCUUGAAUAUGCCGACGAGGGAACACUGGAGAGUUAUUUCGAAAAACAAGCACCACCUAGGGACGGGGAGGAAGUCAUAAAGUGUCAUCACGACGUGAAGCCGACGAAUAUUCUUGUUUUGAGCAACGGGUCCACGAACGCGCACGACUUCCAGUUCAAGCUUGCAGAUCUCGGAAUUAGCAAUUUCAAGCCGAAGCAGAAACGUUCCAUGACAACUUCCGAGUCUGGCACUCGCACAUAUGGUGCACCAGAACUUUACAGGCCAGCUGGCGCGCAUAACCACAAACUUCCAAUAGGCCCAGAUGCUGACCUGUGGUCUCUCGGAUGUAUAUUUAGCGAGGCAGGGCGAUGGCUUGUAAAUGGACAUCAUGGGGUAUUGGAGUACCGCCGGGAACGCGCAGCCGAGACAAGUCAAAUCGGUGACUUCAGAGACGGGGAUUGUUUCCACAAUGGGGUGUGCACUUUGAAAUCGGUGGAUAAAUGCCACGAGAAGUGUGCCGAUGGUCUCAUCAGGAAAGACUUCAUUACACAGAAAGUCUUCGAACACAUGAUUCCAGCAAUGUUGGCGAGACCUGGCGAACGAUUUACGGCUCGAAACCUGUACUUCAUGGCAGAUCGUCUCAUUAAAAAGGCACGCGAAGACCUCCGGAAAGCUUCGAGUAGACCAAGGGACAGCCUGGCUGGUCCACCACCCCCACCACCACCACCAAAGCUACCGCCAGGUAAGAAAUCGAGAACUGUAAAUGAGCUUGAGAUACCUACCUCAUAUUAUCCUAGAGGCCCAUUUCAAUAUUCCGAAGAAGGCGCAAAUUUAGAACGACAAUCCACUCUCCUCAAUGAGAUUAGGAGUAACAGUCCAGAAUCCAUGCUUGAAUCGAGGGUCGCAACGAGAGACACCCUGAGAAGACCACAAUCAACGACAGGAACUUCGAGCCUUGCAAAUUCGGGCAUGUCUCCCUUCUCUGAAAAGGUCACUUGGGAAUCGUCAAAGAUACGACCGGACGACGAACAGUAUCGAUCUCAUCAGAGAACAGGGUCUCGGUCAUCAACCCAGCACACAGCAUCUUACCGUAUACCACGUGGCAUGCAUCCUAGUAACCACUCAGACGACCCGCCUCCACGGAACGAUGUCCUAGAUGUUCAAUCAGCAGGUGCGAUGGCGGGAAUGCUAUCAAAUCGGAAGCCGUUAAAUCAUCGAAUUAGCACUGGAAACGAAUAUCGGCGGUCCCACAACUCGGACUCUGAUGGUCUUUCGGCUGUAGAAGCCCCCAGUAAUCCAGCAAAAUCCCACGAGACUGCUUCUCAUAGUCGGCCAUUCAGUGCAUUGUCAGAUCGUCCAAUCAAAGAAGUCUACAACCCACAGACUUCCGAAGCAUCAUCCGAUAAUGUUUGCCUUGACGAGCCUGGAGUGAUCCCGAACAGGCUUCUGUCCCGCAGGGGCGGACGGAGACAAACAAAGACAGAAUUUGGGAAAAUAACACCACCUCCAUCAAGGUCGCCGCCGCCCUCUCAGUCAAUUAAAGAUGUUUUGAAAUGGAAAAAAGAGAGGAAAGAAGAUAAAUUUUGGACGCUAUGGACGCGAGAGAAAAAGAUGCCGCACUGGGAUCUUUUAGAACGUGUCAAGGAUCGUGAUCACGUGUUCUUGAUUGAUGAUUCUGUUAGUAUGAAGCCUCACUGGAACAAGAGCAAUGAUAGUCCAGGCGUUGUUGAAGUCUUUGAAGCUUUGUCAUAUUUAGUGAAGGAAACAGAUGACGAUGGCAUUGACCUUCUCUUCACUGUCUCUGGAGAUCGAGUCAGCGAUCGGAAGUCAACGAAAAAGUUAGUACAACUCGUGAAGGAACGAGAACACAAAGGGGAUACCGAUAUCAACUUGCGUUUGAAUAGGCUAUUCGAAGACUACAAAGCCGAAUUUGAGAAGAAGAAGAGUCGCUUCAGCAAAGACCUCAAGAAAGUCAAACCGCUUAGCCUCUAUAUCUUAACCAAUGGAGUUUGGGAAAAGGGUAGCGAUCUCAGCGAGAUCAUUCGACUUCUCGUUAAAAGGUUAGAGGAUAUUGGAAAGACGAGAGAACAGGUUGGGAUAGAAUUCAUCAGUUUCGGGGCUGAUCCAGUCGGCCUUAGACGCAUGAAAUAUCUCGAUUUCGAGUUGAGUUUAUCCAUGUAUGUGGUCUUCCACGCGUUUACAUUCUCUCCGGAUUCGAAUAAGACUAACAGGAUUAUUUAUUAUAGGGACAUCAUUGACCAUGAACCUUCCGACGGCAACGUCUGGAAAAUGCUUCUCGGUUCUUUCAAUAAUACAUGGGACAAUGAUGACGAUCUCAAACGGCAAAGUCAUUUGAGUCAUAGAACUUUAGAUGCCGACUCCGUAAAUGACAAGCAGGUGUAUGAUACAUGA